Suncus etruscus (white-toothed pygmy shrew) is the source of this 985-nucleotide messenger RNA. It is a transcript of the gene IFI30, whose product is annotated as IFI30 lysosomal thiol reductase. The record is from RefSeq and is a predicted model, not a curated record. Gene Ontology annotation, cellular component: lysosome. NCBI's taxonomy places the organism in Eukaryota, Metazoa, Chordata, Mammalia, Eulipotyphla, Soricidae. Gene Ontology annotation, molecular function: oxidoreductase activity, acting on a sulfur group of donors, disulfide as acceptor. Bases 46 to 810 code for a protein of 254 amino acids. The transcript has 7 exons.
GCGGCGCGGCGCGGGCCAGGCCCAGAGGCCCCGAACCCCGCCGCGAUGUCCAGCACCCGGCUCGUGCGCGCGCUCCUGGCGCUCCCGGCGCUCCUGGCCAUCCUGGCGGCCUUCCCGGAGGCGGAGGCGCGGGGCGUUCGGCCUCCACUGGGACAGGGACGCGACCCCGGAGGCGUCUCCUGCCAGGAUGAGGCGCUGUGCGUGCUGUGGCCCCCCAGGAACGUCUCUUCCUCGCCGCCGGUCAACGUCAGCCUGUACUACGAGUCUCUGUGCCCCGGCUGCCGGCUCUUCCUUGUCCGGGAGCUCCUGCCCACCUGGCUUCUGGUCAUGGAGAUCCUCAACAUCACGCUGGUGCCCUACGGGAACGCGCAGGAGAAGAACGUCAGCGGCCACUGGGAGUUUCAGUGUCAGCACGGGGAGCUGGAGUGUCGGCUGAACAAGGUGGAGGCCUGCCUGAUCAACCAGCUAGAACAGUACGAGGCCUUCAUGACCAUCGUGUGCAUGGAGCAGUCGGACCAGUUGGAGAAAAACCUGCAGCCGUGUCUGCAGCUGUACAGGCCGGACGUGGCCCCCGAGAAGAUUCUGGAAUGCGCCGAAGGAGCACAGGGAGAUGAGCUGCUGCAUCGAAACGCACAGCUCACGGGAGCCCUGAAGCCCCCCCACAAAUUUGUGCCCUGGGUGGUGGUCAACGGGAAGCCCCUCCAAGAUCCCGGCCAGCUCUUGAGCACUGUCUGCCACCUCUACCAGGGGGAGAAGCCUGAUGCCUGCCAACCCCCGACCACCAGCCGCCAGCAAGUUUGCUACACGUGACCUGAUUGGAGGGUGCGGAUGCGAGAAGGGAGCCCGGCUGGGCCCGGGUUCGAGACCCUGAGCUGCCUGGCAUCUGAGCCCCAUGCAGGCUUGACGGCAUGCACCCCACUUCCCAAACACCUGGCCUCCCCACCCCACUCCCGACGAUGCCGUGCAGCCCACAGAGCUGAAUAAA